AUGGCGUAUCCUCGAGAACAGAAACGUCCAUACCAUGGUCGCCGUUCAUCUCUGGCGGGCAACACUCGUUCAGGCCUGCUGAAGAACUACAAGAAUAUCCCUGGUCUCGAAUACUUCGUCAUCGCUUCAGACAUUCUAGGCAACCAUUUCGGAUCUUACAACAGUAUGAAAAAUGUCUAUGCCUACAUUUUUGCUAGUCUCUAUUAUGGUCAACUUGGGCGACCGCUGGAGAGCUUUUCAUUCAUUCAUGCAGCUGGCCACAGGCUCCAAGUCAUUAUGCGGCCUAGCUUGGAGAAGCUCAAAACACUCAGAAACACGAACAAUCUCGCCCAAGAUACCAAGUAUAACCAACUUUCGCUGGCGUUUUGGACGUGUCUGCAGCUGGAGAGCGAUUUACUUGCUGAACUCCCUUGUCCAGCUUCAGGCCUCUUGAAUUAUGAAAUGGACAUUCCGCAUCCAAAUAUGAGCUUGCUCGAGGGCUUUCCCCAGCCAGUUCUCGACAGUUACCUUGGUCAGCUUUACCUGCGAACACAUCUCAACAGUAUUCACCGCAUGUUUUACGCACCGUCUGAUGCAAAGUCAGACAAAAGAGAGGAUAUUCCAUGUAAAGAUGUCGAUUUGGUCUCUGCUGCGGUUUCGUCCAUGGCAUGGGUUGCGCCAAGUUUCGCCUUUAGAGAAGACGAUCCUCCUGCCUCUGACAUUUUAUCAGCCAGACUCCGCGCCAAGUACUGGGGAGCUGAAGUCCUGACAUUUCGCCCCUUCUUGAGGCAGAUGUUGCAGUUUUCAUUUGCUAAGAGACACCCGAGCACAGGACAGCCUUCAUCAGAGUUCCACGCUGAAGUCGAAGCCCCUCGCAUUGAUCCUCAGGCAAAGAAUGUACAGGACUUAGACCCUCACAUUCUCGAACUCGCUGAGAAGGCCAUCAAAGCUCUUGUUGAGAGCACAAGGGCUUUCCAUGGACUUGGCGGCAAACGGCCCAUCAUUACAAGUGUGUUCGGCACCGCGCACGCCCAAUGGGGCAACUUGCUCGUCUUGUCCGCCGCUUACAAAGAUCCGAUCAUGGGUAAGUAUGUUGAUAAAAAGCUCCUUCGCCAUUUAUUCCAGAAGACGAUUGCCUUUUUGCGCCAAUCCGCUACGGCCACGAGCUCGUUACGCAUCGACAUGCACAUUCUGGAAGGAAUUCAGAAUGACUUCUGGGGCAUUAAGUCCUACAGCAACAGCAACAACAACAACGACAACAACAACAACAACAACAACAACAACAACAACAACACCACGUAA
Molecule: messenger RNA, 1281 nt
Organism: Cordyceps fumosorosea ARSEF 2679
Lineage: Eukaryota; Fungi; Ascomycota; Sordariomycetes; Hypocreales; Cordycipitaceae
Exons: 1
Coding region: 1-1281 (426 amino acids)
Source: RefSeq, a predicted model, not a curated record